UUCUUUGCUGCAGUAUUUAUUUAACGCGGCUCUGUCCGGUGGUCCUGGAGCAGAGUCGCUCAGCAGCUUCUAAUGCUUGCCAGCUUUUUUAGUGUUGAGCUGGCCUGAGUUACUGAAAUGUGUCCUGCUGAGAAAUAAACAUACCAGUUGGCCUGUGUCAUGGCGCUGGCAGGAGUGCGUGUGAUUGAGCUUGCUGGACUUGCCCCAGCACCCUUCUGUGGAAUGAUCCUGGCGGACUUUGGGGCAAAGGUGAUUCGUGUGGAUCGGACAAAGGUCGCAAUGGCGGUGGAUACUCUUGCGAGGGGCAAACAGUCUGUGGCCGUGAACCUGAAGAGUCCUGAAGGUGUAGCGGUGAUAAAAAGACUGUGCGUUCAGUCAGACGUGGUUCUUGAACCCUUUCGGAAAGGAGUGAUGGAGAAGUUGGGUUUAGGUCCUGAGGAGUUGCAGAAGGAGAACCCUCAGCUGAUUUAUGCACGGCUUACGGGCUAUGGCCAGAGAGGCUCCUAUGCCAUGGCUGCUGGGCACGAUAUCAACUAUGUGGCCAUGUCCGGACUGCUGUCCAUGUUGGGCCGCAGCUCAGAGAAGCCCUAUGCUCCACUGAACCUGGUGGCAGACUUUGCAGGAGGAGGCCUGAUGUGCGCCCUGGGGAUCGUCCUGGCCCUGCUGGAAAGAAGCAGGUCAGGGAAGGGCCAGAUCAUCGAUGCCAGCAUGGUGGAGGGGGCAGCAUACAUAGGCUCUUUUAUGUGGAAGUCCCGCAGCAUUGGCUUAUGGAAUCGACCUCGAGGGGAAAACAUGCUGGACAGUGGAGCUCCAUUCUAUGACACGUAUCGCACUGCUGAUGGGAAGUACAUGGCAGUGGGAGCCUUUGAGCCACAGUUUUAUGAUCAACUCAUCCAAGGGCUGGGAUUGGAUGCGGUGGAUCUUCCAUCCCAGAUGAGUGUCUCUGAUUGGCCACAGCUAAAGCAGACGUUCACCCGGGUAUUUGCCAAGAAAACGCAGGCAGAGUGGACUCGGAUUUUCGAUGGAACCGAUGCCUGUGUCACCCCUGUGCUCACUUUGGAUGAAGUGGGCUCUCAUCCUCAUAACCAUGAGAGGGGAUCAUUCCUCAGAAACGCUCAGGGGGAGGUUAGCCCCCGCCCGGCGCCCGUCCUGUCCUGCUCCCCUGCUGAGCCCUCCAUGUCUCGUGACCCUUUCAUUGGGGAGCACACCCGCGCUGUUCUGAAGGAGUAUGGCUUUGAGGCAGCCCAGGUUGAAAAGCUGCUAUCUGCCGGCAUUGUAGAGUGCAAUGAGGCUAAGGCACGUUUAUAGGACCUCUGUAUACAGGACUAACAGGACACUGGUGAAUGAUGAUGAGUGAAAAGUACUUUCUCGCCUUAAAACUUGUUGCUUUCAGCUGAAGAGUGGCAUGCGAAGAGCGUUUAAGCUCAAAAUAACUCCCCUUUGAUCCGCAGGCUACCAUAAUUCAGUCUGUUGAAAGAUGAAAGUGACAGGCCAUGAACUUUGAAUCUUUUUUUCAGCAAAUAGAAUCAGGGUGUCAAGUGGAGACGUGAUUCACUUAAUCCUAAUGGGCUCCGUCCAGUUCUUAUCUGCCCUCAUGUCAUGAUGUUCCAUGGAUACUGGCACAUCUAGCACUUCUAGUAUGCUAUGAGUUUUUAACUUUGUAACCACAAAGGGUUUCACCUGAACUUCAGUUAAAACUGUAAAAUUAGCUUAUACAAUGAAUGUAAUUAGAAUGCUUCUAAUUCUCCUUUUCUAAAGGACGUUAUACAUGGUCUGUACAGGGUGAGUCAAAAGUUAUAGGAUACUGUUUUAUUUUUUAUGCCGUCACAAGCCUCCACGAUGCGGUGCUGAAGGUGGUGUUUGUUGUGGAUUUUCUCAGCAUACACAGUUUGUUUGAGAUGACCCCAAAGAUAAAAGUCGAUAAUAAAAUAAAAAAUAAAAUGAAAUCUGUCCUGUGACUUUUGACUCACCCUGUAGUUUACUUCAUGCUUUAGACAGGUUCGUAUCAUUUUCUAAAGCUGCUCACCUCCAUUGUGAGCCCAAAAAAUAUGAUGUGAUUUUACUUUAUUUUUUAAUGUAGCAAUAAACAAGUCACAAAAA
Pygocentrus nattereri (red-bellied piranha) is the source of this 2100-nucleotide messenger RNA. It is a transcript of the gene amacr, whose product is annotated as alpha-methylacyl-CoA racemase. NCBI's taxonomy places the organism in Eukaryota, Metazoa, Chordata, Actinopteri, Characiformes, Serrasalmidae. Gene Ontology annotation, biological process: bile acid metabolic process. The coding region runs from base 160 to 1308 and encodes 382 amino acids. Gene Ontology annotation, molecular function: alpha-methylacyl-CoA racemase activity. The transcript has 6 exons. Gene Ontology annotation, cellular component: mitochondrion. The record is from RefSeq and is a predicted model, not a curated record.